This is a messenger RNA of Spodoptera littoralis (African cotton leafworm), 1362 nucleotides long. NCBI's taxonomy places the organism in Eukaryota, Metazoa, Arthropoda, Insecta, Lepidoptera, Noctuidae. The record is from the annotation of a GenBank genome assembly.
AUGAAUAAAAUUAAAGUGGUAUUACGAAAUAGGGGUCUAAAUGUGGUCCAGGGCCGCUACUAUGCAACAACAAAAAAGAAAAUUCCUGAUCCUGAUGAGGAGGAAUCUCUACCAAUUUUUCAGUACCCUACAAGCAAGUCGUCAGAUCGGAAUAUGUACUCAUGGGGGCUUGCAGAGACAGGAGCGUUAGGCAUACACAUGCCUCGAGGAAAUAAGAACAGAAAACAAUAUAGGAACAACUUCUCACUCUGCUGGUACCCUAUGAGAUCUAGCUUUGCAGAGAGAUUUGAUGUAGAACAUAUUGCUGCAGGGUACGGCUUCACAGUAGCUUCCAUAAAAACAAAUGAGCAACAUAAAGUUUUUGGCACAGGCAUCAACACAGACUCGCAAAUAGGCUAUCAUGCCCCUCGCAUGGGUCAUCCCUUGGAGUUACUACUUAGUCCUGCACCAAUAUUUUUACCUUAUAAGUCAUUGGAAACUAAGAUCAUCGGCAUAGAUGCAGGCCGGGCUCACUCAGUUAUAGUGACAGAUAAUGAAGGAGUAUUUACUCUAGGCAAUAACGCAUAUGGCCAGUGUGGUCGUAAAAUCAAUCCGAAUGAGGAGUACAAAGGGAGCAUGGUGUCUUAUAAUAUCAAGAAGUUGGGCAAAGAGAAGAUUGCCAGUGUCUGCUGUGGGCAAGAUCAUACCCUAUUCAUAACUGAGAGUGGCAAGGUGUAUGCUUGUGGUUGGGGAGCUGAUGGCCAGACUGGGCUCGGUACAUUUGAUAACCAAGCUAUACCAGCCCUAGUGCAGGGCGACGUUACGUCGGAAAAAAUUGUGAAGGUUGCAUCUACUGUUGAUUGUGUACUGGCUUUAAAUGACAGAGGUGAAUUGUUUGGUUGGGGCAACUCGGAGUAUGGUCAGAUUCCAAUGAAGUCUGGUACGCAACAAGUGAACAUGUCAUACUCUCUGCGGGAGUUUACCCGUGGCUUGGGCAAGAUAAUUGACAUAGCAGCUGGUGGUUCAUUUUGCUUGAUUGUAAAUGAGGCAGGUGAUGCUUUCGUUUGGGGUUUCGGUUUGUUAGGACUCGGCCCCAAUGUGGAACACUCAAAAAUACCAAAGCAAAUACCGAGUCCUUUGUUUGGACGAAAUGAGUUUAACACAGAAUCUCGAGUGGAGAAGGUAGCUUGUGGCAUUGGGCAUUUAGCAGCUAUAACUAAUGAUGGACAUUUAUACAUGUGGGGUAGAAAUAGACAAGGCUGCUUAGGCCUUGGUUCCAGUAAAGACCAAUACUUUCCGCUGAAAGUUUCCAUUGGUGGAUUUGUUAUGAAAGUUAUUUGCAGUGUAGACCAUUCUGUUGCAAUCUGCAAGCCUUUUACGUAA